This is a messenger RNA of Zeugodacus cucurbitae (melon fly), 7194 nucleotides long. RefSeq lists its product as uncharacterized. The coding region runs from base 1325 to 2119 and encodes 264 amino acids. NCBI's taxonomy places the organism in Eukaryota, Metazoa, Arthropoda, Insecta, Diptera, Tephritidae. The transcript has 3 exons. The record is from RefSeq and is a predicted model, not a curated record.
AAGUAUUUCAAGUACCAAAAAUGGAUAAAUUUCGUUUAAAUCCAUCCCUUGGUCUCAUAUACCGAAUAUAUAGGUAUAAGUACACCAAUUGACUUUGCACCGUUUGAAUAUGAAUUUAAAAAAGCCUUGACUUAUCAAACCAACCUCUUACAAAAGCCUGCUGCGAACCAUAUAUGUAUUUGGUAUGAAAUAUUGAAAGAGUACUUUUACUUUAUUCAAUUCGCUUGAAACUUUUUGCGAACUCAUCAAAUACAUUUCCACUGCACGAGUACGACUCCACGAAAGGGGAUUAAAAUUUUAUGAAUUUUAACACUUUCAGCCAAAGGGAUGCAGAGUAAAAUUCAGCGCUUUUUUCAGUAUAAUAUCUGCUGGUGUUAAAAGGCAAAAUUAAAGCAAAAAAAAAGAGAAAAUGAAGAAUUCCUUUGCACUUGACUUUACUACUCUCUUAACCUCGAUAUUUAUUUAUUUUUUCACAAUAUGAGUGAAGCCGGCAGAUAAACUGGGCUCUAUGGCUUCGAAUAAUCUAGAAAUACAAUAAGGCUCUAGCGAAGUUGUCUAUUUGUGUUGCAGUCAAAAACUGGACUGGACUGGACUGCAUGGAAAACGAAUUGUAUAGUAGACUUUUCUGAAUAUUAUACGAGUGAUACAUAAAAAAUGGAAUUAGUAAAUAACGUACAAAAAAAUAUACCCACUCAACAGUUACUUACAUAAGAAACCCUACUACUUGUAUAGAUAUAUGACAAAUAUUCCAAGUGCUCAAAUGAGCAAAUCCGUUUAAGGCAUUGGCAAUAUGAAAUAUUCAUAAAGGCAGAACCAAAACGUGCGACUACGCAGGAAUUACCCCGCGAGAACACAUGCGUGAAGACACCAACACCACACCUGUUUAAGUAAGUGAGAGGCUGGGUAAUGUCGCCGAGUGCGUGACUGUCGACAGCAAUCAUCAUAUCUAGUAGAAAAUCUGCACCACCGUCAAUCACGCCAAUGUCAACAGUUCGUCUUCAACAAGUACAACGCAUCCAUCAUCAUUACGAAACGGAGCAACAGCAGACAGCACAGCAGCCGAACAGCCCAGCAGGCAACGGCAAAGCGAUCACACAGAAAUAAAUUUAAAUAAUGCUGGUAACUGGCUUUUUAAUGCAUUCUACAUCGAUUUAAGUGAGUUCACGCCACUAGUUUAGCCACUUAACAAAGUCACUACCCAAUACUCACUGAGGCAUAGAAACAUAUUGUCGCAGUCGAAGUGGGUGCGCAAACCGCAGCGAGACUCUUAAAAUAUUUGAACAACUCAUAGCGAAGGUAGCCGAGAGACGGAGAUUGCAGCAAGAUGUUCGAUACGAAAUGGUUGCCUGCCGCCUGUGGCAGUUUGGCACCCGCUCUUAUACCGCCCGCUCACAUGUUGGUGUUGGCCUACUUUUGGGAGAAUUAUUCGCGUUACGUUGAUAAGCACUUUUGUACAUGCUCCUGCUGGGACACCAUAUUCAAGGGGCCGUACGAGUCGGGUGUUGCCUCGUACAAGCAUCUCUACUUCAAUGCCACACAAAAUUCAUUCAAAAUGUGGCUGCUCACUGUAUUCGCUGUUAUUGCGCUUUAUGAAUGCAUUAAACAGUUGAUUGCGUUGAUAUUGCAACAACGUUGUCGCUACUCGAUGUUGUUGCUCUUCUCGCUGUCGAUAUUUUCACACUAUUAUGCCUGGUGGGCGUACAUAAAUUACUACAACGAUGACUAUUACCAGCAAUGGAACCAUCAGCUAUUUUUUACGGUGACCGAAUUGAUAUCUUCCUUGCUGGUCAUGCAUCUCGCGAACACCACCAACACCGUCACAUCGAAGAAGGUCUUCUGUAUUGUUGGCAUCGCCAUACUCCACAUCACAGCCAGCAGUUUCGAUCAGUUCUUUUUGAAUGUGGUGCGUGGCGAAGGGUACGCGCAUCAAAUAGUACGAGAUAUCGGUUUUAUGGUGCCAGAUAUACUGCAAUUAAUCAUACCAUUGUGGCUCUUCCGCAAGACGCGCAAGGAAUCGUACACAACGCGCCCCUUUUACCGGGACCGCAAUCUGCACAAAGACAUUGUGGCGAUGUUAUUCUUCGUGCUGGCGCUCUUUGUUGUCUGUACGAUUUUGUGAGAUAAAAUUUUCCAAUAUCUACAGAUGAUGAAUAGUGAGGAGGAGGCGCGCGCUACCAGACGCAUGAAUCUGAUGGCUCGUCUGUACUUCAAUGUGUAAGGUAAAUAAUGUAUAUACUAUACAUGCAUACGUCUGUCUGAGUUACAGCAAUAACAAUCAAGUGUUGAAGUGCGAGCUGUAAACGUUUGACGGUGGAUUGGCUGGUGGAGUGCUCUGAGGUUGCGGUGACACACACUUUUUGCUGAAACUAAACGUUGGCGUGUAAGUCUAGCUGUAGUUAGUUUUAGCAACAAAUACAAACCAUAAUUACAUAUAUACGUAUAUAUACAUAGAUAUAUAUAUUUACAUAGAUUAUCGUAGUUCAAAGAACAAAGUUUUUCCCCUCUCUAACCAUGUGAUAAAUGUGUACGUUUCUUUGAUAUUCUUAGAUUUAAACAAAUUUAAUAAUAUUUUUUUAUUUUUAUUUCUUUCAAUAUAGUGAUUAUUGUUUAGUUUACUUAUGAGAGAAGUUAAUUAAUUUAAACAAUAUUAGAAGGAACAUGAUGUUUAGCUGGCAUACACACUCUAAUCUACAUGCAUUUCGUCAAAUAUUUUUAAACACUGAGUUCCGUUUCUUGCAGGAAAUUUAUCAAAUCUACAAAAAAAGUUCUAUUACCAAACUCUCUUUUCCUUAACCUUAAAAUUAUUUAGAUAUCAUAGCAAGUUAACUUACUAAAAUCUGAUUAAUCCAUAGCUAGAUGCUCACUAAGUUAAUCAUUAAAGAAAUUCAUGGUAUAUGUUCUAUAUUAAACACCCUUCUAGAAUAAUUUCAAAAAACUUGUGUUAAUCUUCGUUUUGAAGGAACAUAUUCUGAACCACAUAUAUCUAAACAUCAGUAGUCGUUUGGGAAGUUCAAUUUCUAAUAAAACAACACAUGAUACCCAAAAGCAAUGCAGAUCCCACUUCGGUGUAAAUAAGAAUAAAAAAUCGGAGUGCUUUAAGAAAAAACCUCAAUUCGACAACGUUAAAAUUGGUCAUAAUAAAUAUGAUCCAGUAGUACAUUAUGUUUUAGAUCACCGGUAGGUUACUAAUUGUUACCCUUUAAUUUUUACGAUACACCUAGUAUUGUUCUCGACAUUAUUUUAUCAACUAGAUUGACGAGAGGAACCUUCAACAUCAAAACAAUUUCAUUUAGACUGCUAAAACAGUGGCGAAUCUAAUUACAGAAAUGCCGACAACUGUCUCGGAAUUGCAAUGCAGCAUUCAUUCUAAAAUACUAUAUCCAGAAAGUCAGAGAGUAUACAAAACAAUUUCUCACAUAAAUACAUUUUUUAACUUUCGUCGAAAACUUUGAUACAUUAUUAGACACUUAUGCCCGGUUUCACAGUUCGUACUUAAGUUCUGCCCAAAUAAAAUCUUAGGUAAGCAUUGUUGUUGACUGAGUAGUCAUUUGCGUUUCACAGUCGAUGCUUAUUUUCUAUAAAAUUCUAUUAUGAUAUAUGGCAGCACAAUGAAAAACAUUUGUUUACAAAUACCAUAUGACAAAUUGAAAUUAUUGUUAAUGAAAAAUAACUUUGCGACGAAUAAAUUUAGAAUCUGGGAAAUGGAUGGAAACAAUAAACGGACACCGAAUUUCACCGUAAGCGAGUGGGGGCACCUAUUGCAACUUGCAGGAAAGCAUAUAACCGUCAUCGAAUGCAAGAAAUUCCAAAAUUUUUUUCAGCAAAUAAUUUUUAUUUUAUUUUUUUGACAAAUAAGUCAAUAUUCAAAACAAAAAUCAGCUGUUACUUAAGCACUGCUUAAGUCUCCCAUUUUCAGUACUUAAGCAGAUCUUAAGUAUGAACUGUAAAACGCAAUAUUUCUGUUUUAUCUUAAGCACAACCUAAGCACUGACUGUGAAACCGGGCAUUAAACCAUAAUAUUUUUACCAAAAUUUACUUAUAGCUAAUACGAGUAUCACUUCACAAAACGAAAUACUUAGACUAACUUUUAUAUGAGUAGGUCCAAGCGCUACAAUGACUAUGGUAAAAACAUGUUUUUUUUUAAUAAAUGAAGUACCGUUAAUUACCUUACCGAACAUGCAGCGUGCCAAUAUUACAAUUCAAAUACUCAGUUCUUAAAUAUAUUUGACAGAGCGAUUUUUUAUAAUUAAGAUAUUAGAUAAACUAGCUAACAGUUAGUUUUAAAUAAAUCUUCAUUAUUAGUAUAAUGUCAUAUGUUAUAUGGAAAAUAUUUAAUUUUAAAAAUUUUUAUAAAUUUAGACAUGAUAUAUUGUAUUUAAAUGAAGUCAUAUCAUAGCGCAACUUUGUACACCGUAGAUGACACUCAACAAAAUUUCAUAAUACAGAUAUACAUCUAUAAUAUAUAGAAAAUACAUAAGUAGAUACACAUGUACUAUUACAUAUCAGUAAUUUUACAUAGAUAUAUAAAUUCAUAUUUAGUUACUAAAUGUGUUAGUAAUUUACGUUCAAAGAAAUCCAUAAGUCAAAAUGGUUUAUUUGGAACAAUGUCAGAGUACCAAUUCUAAAGAAAAUACCGAUAUUCAAAUAUUUUUUAUUUUUACGUACUCAGUAUUUGUUGAACCGUUUCACAUGCUUUCAAUUAUUUUCGUUCCUUAUAAUAUUUUUUUAAAAAUCAAAUGCUUUUCCAUUUUCGACUACUGCUACUACAUCAAAACUUCCUUUCAUGAUGCAAACAUUAUUGUAGUUGAUUUUGGUCUUGCUGAAACGAGAUGCAAGUAAUAGACGUCAACAAUUCAGCAAAUGUCUUGGCUCAUGUUUCGUGGCGGUUACAAAGCCGAUUAUCUUGGGAACUGCAUUAUACUAAUGCCGUUUAGUCUUCCAUAGAGAGCUUAGUAAGGUGAUAAUCUACAACUACGUAUAUCUGACCUAAACUUAGAAAUACAUGAUUCUGAAAAUUAUUUCAGUGAAGAUUCAUUCAUCAGAUUUCCAUUGAAUGAUGUCAUCGAAUUUAACUUUGAUUAAACCAUAUUAUUCUGGUAUAAUAUACACAUCAUAUUUUGGAUUGGGAUGAAUAAAGAGUGAUCUAUAAAACUACUAGUCCUCUGCAGCUAUUAACCUAAUAACCAUUUAAAAAGAUGUUGAUGGGAUCUAAAGCUGAAGCUAAAAACAUAAAGUCUUUCCCAAAGUCACCUUGUUAGCUGAUGAAAGCAACAGAAAACCAUAGGAUCUAAUAUAAAUCGUAAAUAGCUUCUCGUAUUAGUACAUUAUGGUUUGAGAUUUGUGUUUCUUUAAUAAGCAACAGUAUUCCAUGUUCUCAGCUAAACUAAUUGAACUUUUAAUUCGUUUCAUAUCAAUAAUCACUGACACUCUUGGAAUCUUUAUUUAUAUGUUAUUAUUACUCUCAAUAGUUUACAAUUCUUUAGAUUUCAAUAACCUCUAAACUUGUUAUACACAAUGAAAAAACCGAACAGUAUUGAAAACUCUCAGACGCAACUAAAUAUUUUAAAAAUUUGUACAACGUUGAGGAACUGUGUUGAUGCAAAUAAUACACAUUCAACUAAAAUAUGAAAAAAGUGAAAUAUUUUUGAGCAAAUAAUCUACAAAAAGCGUUGAAUUUAUUGAAUCUUCGAAUAAAUAAAUAUAAAGUAACGAAAAACCAAUUCAAAUUUAAGCUGACAAAAUUUAAGAAUUGAGCACAUAUCGUCUUAUCGCUACAUAUAUACAUAUAAAAGAAUAUCGAAAUACAUAUGUACAUAUAUAAAUACCAAGAAACAAAAAAAUAGUAAAUUUAAAAACUAAAAACAAAAGUCCGCAAAAUAUUUUCCAAAAUAGGAAUUGAUUGAAUUUGUGUAUUCGAGGAAAUCGUAUAUAAGAGUAUUCAUUAAUUUUAUAGCAUCGAUUUAAUAAAGUGGAGUUCUUGACAGUAAAUUUUAACUUAUUUUCGGAUAUUUUUUGUUACUAAAAAGUGAAACACAGUGUAAUCUGAAUCUAGCAUAUUAUUAUUACCAUAUUGUUGUCCUUUGCGCAGAUAUUUUCAAAACUUGGAUAUGUUCGGGAUUGGGGUUGAGGAGAGCUCUAUAUAUUUCCAAUAAGCAUUUCUAAAUAUAUUUGGGUUUUAUGUUAUUUUUUUAUGCCCAGAUGUUUUGAUCGAAUAUAAGUCCUCAAGUCAUCGAUACUUUUAACAAAUCUGAGCCUUAAUUUGAAAUCAUUUCAAGGCUAAGAUUUGUUUCUUGAUGACAUUAGCGACCGUAAAGAUAUUAUAGAACCACAUAUUGAUUAUUGUAUCAUGCUUAUCAGCAUAAUUAUUAUGGAAUAAUAGUCGUUGACAAACAUUAACCAAUUUUCUAAACCCAAACAAGUUUUCUUACAUUUAUAUAAUGAUUUGCCGCUUUCACACAAGUGGCAUGUUCAAUAUGUUUCACCAAAAAUCGGGGUUUCAUUUUUAUUAAACAUUCAUUGUUUGAAGAAAAUUAAACAAUAUCAUUGAAAUAUCCUAAAGAAAUAAUUUUCUUUAGUUCCAAAAUGGUUCGAUGAAGUAAUCACAUUAGCAGCCAUAGAUAAAUUCCGUGAUUUCCAUAGGAUUCCACAAUCGAUUGUGUAUAUAUAUUUCUAUAUUCUAUAUUUCUAACAAAAAAACAGCAUUAUUCAAGAUGCAGCCCAAACAAUGAACUCCACCAAAAAGGUGUGGAACAAAUAGGAUCGCGUUGUCAACCCUGAAGAAAUGUUCUAGUUCAAAAGGAUUCAGUUGAAAUUUUCGACACAUAUUUUGAAAGAUAUCACUUAGUUGCAAAACAUGAAAUUAUUAGAUUACCUUCCUCUACCAAAAAUAACUUAUUUAUUUUUCAGCCUUCGUAUUUCCAAUAAAAUUUGAAAACUCAAACUUAAUGUAAUUUUUAAUCGAAGCUCCAGGUCGCAUUCAGUUCAAUCAUUUAUUAACUAUAUUUAGCUUUCAGCGAGACGAGCGAAAAAUAAUAAUAUCCUUCUGAACCUUAGAGACUAUAAAAGACACAUGUAUGUGAAAAAAUAAAUAAAAAAUAUCAUAAAAUUAGUAUGAAGUGUUGGAAUAAAAAAAUAAUAAUUUAGAAUAUGUGCGUUGAUUAGAGGACCUCAUAUGAAUAUAUGCACAGACUCACA